Molecule: messenger RNA, 2195 nt
Organism: Empidonax traillii (willow flycatcher)
Lineage: Eukaryota; Metazoa; Chordata; Aves; Passeriformes; Tyrannidae
Exons: 2
Coding region: 813-1748 (311 amino acids)
Biological process (GO): regulation of toll-like receptor signaling pathway
Source: RefSeq, a predicted model, not a curated record
AGGGACCGGAUCUUGUGCUGAGCAGUGGGAUGGCUCAGGGAUUGAGCUUGGCUUCAGCUUGAAAAAGACACCCUAAAACCACCCUGGAGGAACCUCAGACGUGCCAUUGAGCCAGAGGCAGCUUUUGAGCCCAGAAAAAGUGGGUUUGUUCAAAGAGCAACAUGAUUGUGCACAGCUGUCCCAUGGCUGUUGCUUUCACAGAUUCUCAUAUUUGUGUGCUAUAAACACGGGGUAUUUCAUCAAAAUCUUGAUGACAUGAAGUUGUCAGCUUCUUUCCCAUCAGCAGAACAUCACAGGAGUCUAAAUUUAGCCGUGUCUCCAAAGGGGAAGUGGUGUGAAUAGCACAGUAAGUCAGCUGGGUGGGGGAGCAACUCUCAGCUCCUCUCAAUGGAUGUGUUUGGUGAAAUUUGGUUCCCAUUUCAACCAGCACAGGCCCCUCAGAUCCCUCCCUGUGCCCUAUUAUGGCAGUCCCAGCUCGCUGGCAUCGCGCUGCGGUUGGAAAUAUCUCAGCCCAGUUUCCAACAUCCUCCUUGGGGCUGGUCCUGCCUUUGCAUUCAAACCCCGCGCCCUUUCCCGCUGGGAUCGCUUCUGUUUUUAUUACGAGGAACAAAGAAUGGGGAAGCACAUCAUGUGUGUGUGUCAGGCUCUUUGCUCACAGCCAGCAGGGGAGGAGGAGGAUGUGACAGUCUGUCCUGUCCCAGCAGCUGGAGUGGGACAGCUCUGGGCUCGGGGAAAUCACCUCGGACCCCACCGGCCUUGUCCCAGGGCUCCAUGGAACUCUGGUGAUCAGGCUGUUACUCCCACUUGUCCUCAUGUUGGCAGAAGGCACCUUAAUGAGGCUCAUCUAUAAAGAAAGCUGUCAUCAAGAUCAGCCUCAGAAAUCCCCUGCAUCCCAAAAGGCUAAAGAGGGAAUCUGGAGACAGAAACUUGUAGACAUCCCAAAAAUCAACGGCUUUGCUCAUGGAUGUGAGAAGCGGGAUGAGGUCUCUGCUCGAAGCAGCAAAACAGAGCCCGGGAGUGGCCCCGGCUGGGGAUGCAGAGAAAAGGAACCCACAGAAGAUCAGGAAAUGCAGCUCAAAGGACCUGUAUCCCCAGCUUUACACAUCCCCAGGAGAGGCCACAGCCUGGGCCAGCUGGAUCUGUACAGAUCCUGGCCAUGCAACAGCAUUUACCAGAACUAUCCCGACCUGCAGAUCGGCGGGGACCGUGUGGGGGAGCACACGUGUGACUCGGGCUGCGUCUUGGACCACGUGUGUGAUAAACUCCCUGAUGGCCCUGUCCUGCUGUCCGUAGAUAUUCCCCUGGGCCAGUCCCCUCCCUGUGAGCACCCCGAAAAGCCCAGUGUGACAUCCCUGUCUGGGGAGGAAGCUGGAGAUGAAGCUGCAGAGAGGAGCAUCGUGCUCUCUGAGGAGCCUCUUUCCAGCUCCACGCUCAACAAGUACGUGGAAGCCAAGGUGGCAGAGCUCUACAAGCAGUUUUUUGAAGAAAGCCUGGCCAGGUGUGGCUCUGUAACCAACCUCCUGACUUGCAGCUGGCUGAGGAACAGCCUGGAGCAGAUAAGCUUCCAGAUCUCCCAGGAGCAGAACAUAGAAACCUCCAAGGCCAGGGGAGCCCUCUUGCACUCGCUGGCUUUGUUGAGCUGGCGAAACGCUCCCAACGGGAACAGCUCAGAGUUCAGCACCCCAAACCUGCAAAUCUCCAACCCAGUGGGGGUGAAACGGGGCUGCAGGGUGCAGUUCACAUCCUGACUGAGCUGGGCUGAAGGGCUGGGUGGGAUUAGGGUAUUAAUAUUUCACUCCAGGGAUGAGCUUGGGAAGUGGGAACAUUUACACACUACACUUUUUCAAGUUGGUGGUUUAAGGCUUAAAGCGUAGGGGAAGUAAAAGUCACUGGUUUCUGGUUUUUAAUACAGAAUUUGAAAUUAUUUCUCUCUAAAAUUAAUCAUGUUUUUAUAGUAUCUGUAGAGUCAUAGAUUCAUUAAAGUUGGAAACAACCACUGAGAUCAAGUCCCUCAACCCAGCACCACCACAGUCACCAUGUCCUCAAGUGCUACAUCAACAUAUAAAAGUGUUUAAUUUUUGGCAAAAUAAGCAAGCAAAAAUGACUGCAACAUUCCUGAAAAAGUAGUGCAAGAUUCCUGCAUCUCUGGAAAUCUAAAUACAAGUUUUGAUAUAGAAAUCUUGUUACUUUCAAAC